UUUUAGGAUUUUAAUGAACACAAUUAGUAGAGACUCUACAGAUACUAAAUAAAUAUUGAAAAUAUUGGAAAGGUAGCAGGCAAAAUAUCAACAAAAAAAUUUAAUAUGUCUUUGAAAAAGAUUUGUCCCAUGCUUUUGCUGACUUUCUUUUGUUGUCAAGUUGAAAGUGGCAGGACAAAUUGUCGCAAUCCAUCUUCCGUCCGUAAGCUUGCGCGCGGUCUGAGCCGAUACAAACUAAAAGACUUGCCAGAAAGUUUUUAUCUAAUGGAUAAACUGCGCAACAAAGUGACUGUUCCUUCUCAAUACAAGGGCAGUGUCUAUGUCAACUUAGAUAACGAGAACACGACGUGUCCGGCAACUCUGGAGAACAAAUUACACGUGUGUCCCGGCUACAAGGUGAUGGAGUAUGAUAGAUUCAGGAUCCCAAGCAUGAUGCUGCAGGUUCAUUGUAAAUGUAACGGUUGUCUUGGCUCCCCGGACAAAGCCUGUGUGCGUCUGUUUUACUAUACUAGAGUUCUAAGGGUGACGGGGUGUAACGAAAAGGGUGUGUAUGUAUACGACUACUUCUGGGAGAAGGUUUCCAAUGGCUGUGUCUGCAUCAAAAACGAUAGGCAGACGAUGCCCAGAGGUUAAGGUUCCAGUAUUGUGUUCAAUGAGUUUACCAUUAUUUAUUGUGUUUCGUCUGCUUGAAUGUGCUUUUUAAAUGGAUUUUUGAAUGCAAACGUUUUGAUGAUGAGUGCGAAUUAUUAUGUUGUCUCAAAAUACUCUAGUCAAUGUCCCAAAUCACAUUAUCAUGCAUUUAUUACACAACUGUCGUUGGAACCAUUGAUACGUUACUGCCAGAUUUAAUCUAGAAGCACGAUUCUCUAUUGAGUGCAUCUCUGCGGGGGAGAACACACAGGAAGUGUAUUAGAACACCGUACAAUAUUAAACUCAGGUCAGAGGUAGAGGAAGUGAUUGAAUUCUUUCCUUGGUUGAACGCUCUUCCCUUUUUGUGUGUUUGAACAUGCAUGUUUUUGUUUGCGAGUUUUACAUAUCUAUACGUAACUUUUUAGUGGCGCGGAAAUUUAUUUAUUUCAUGGAAAAUAUUUCUGUUAUUCCGUCUCGCUCCGCGAAUUGUCUUUCACUUUCAAGAUCUAAUCAUUGACGUGUAUACAUACUUCUUUUUGUAAUUGUACAUGCAUUUUUUAGAUUUUUUUUAUAAAAUCUGUAUUUUACAUGUAAUAAAUAUAUUUUGUUAUUAUUA
This is a messenger RNA of Magallana angulata, 1246 nucleotides long. RefSeq lists its product as uncharacterized. The transcript is spliced from 2 exons. Lineage: Eukaryota; Metazoa; Mollusca; Bivalvia; Ostreida; Ostreidae. The record is from RefSeq and is a predicted model, not a curated record. Gene Ontology annotation, molecular function: cytokine activity. Gene Ontology annotation, cellular component: extracellular region. The coding region runs from base 106 to 633 and encodes 175 amino acids.